This is a messenger RNA of Rhodofomes roseus, 765 nucleotides long. RefSeq lists its product as uncharacterized. The coding region runs from base 1 to 765 and encodes 254 amino acids. The transcript is spliced from 3 exons. The record is from RefSeq and is a predicted model, not a curated record. Lineage: Eukaryota; Fungi; Basidiomycota; Agaricomycetes; Polyporales; Fomitopsidaceae.
AUGCCCAACCUACACGUCGAACCAACCGCGGAAGCUCACGUCGCCCGCUACUACCACUUGAUUGAAGUCAUCAAGGCUGAGGCCAACGUCUUCUGUCGCCUACGUCGGCCAGGGAUAGAUCCUCACUGGCUUCUCCAGCGUGGGCUCUUUGAGUCCUACUGCAAGGCGGUCACCAAUGACCUGAACGCUGUCCCAUCGCCGUACUCCUUCAACGACGUCAUCGAGGUCAUGAACUACAUUGACGAGGUCUUCCAGUGCUACAAGCUGCCUCACGACUCAUUGGGCGCACCCUAUCCGACCAUCGCCUGGUCCGAGGAGUCUGUCCUGCGUCGACAGGCUGUUGACGAGCCUCUGGCUCCAGUCUCCUACCAACCCGACCCACUGUAUUUGCCGGAGUAUUGUCGCUUGCCCGACACCUUCGAUCACUUGGCUAACGCCGUCCACCGCCUAAGCGAGGACCAGCAGGAGAUUCGUAGGACCCUCGGGUCACUCUCUACGAGCGUCGCAGGACUGGGAGGGCGCGAGCAAGGCAUUAACUUCGGCAAGCCUGUUCGAGACACGCCAUUAGCCAGCGACAAGGCUGACGCUCACUGUGCCGAGCACUGCAGUGCGAGAGGGACCGCUGGCAUCAUGAGUCUGAGCAUGUUUUAUGUGCAGCGAAGGCUGUCAGGGACCACUGUGCUGGAUACACCUAGCCCACUUCCAGACAAACCCUGGCAAUUCUUGCGGGUGAAAUUGAGGCACGCAGAAACUGCUCGGAUAUGA